CUCGCGUGGUUUUGUACCAAGUGCGCGUACGUGACGGAAAUUAAACGGCGAAACCCUCGGAGAUAAUAAGUAUGACAAUAAUCACCGCCAUCCUUGUCCCGUGGACUGCGUGGAUCUUGGUUGCGUUCGCGGACUCGUCCGAAGGACGUCAAGCGAGGAAUCUGGAGAUACUGGCACAGACAUUGGGCCACCAUCACGGUACGCUGGAUGAAUCAUUAUUGGACAAUUACGAUAACAAUCCAGAAUUGCCCCAAUUCGCCGAGGAGAUUCAAAAUGUGACAGUGAGCGUAGGACGUGAUGCUCUAUUGGCUUGUGUGGUGAAUAAUUUACGAAAUUAUAAGGUGGCGUGGGUGCGCGUUGAUACGCAAACUAUACUGUCGAUCCAUCAUAGCGUAAUUACUCAGAACCCACGGAUUUCACUGACGUUCAAUGACCACCGCUCGUGGUACCUUCAUAUAAAGGAUGCUCAGGAGGUCGACCGUGGAUGGUAUAUGUGUCAGGUGAACACUGACCCAAUGAGGAGUCGUCAGGGCUACAUACAGGUUGUAGUACCACCGUCGAUUAUUACCAAAGAGACCAGCACCGACAUGGUGGUCCGCGAGGCUUCCAACGUGACGUUGACGUGCAAAGCGACCGGGUUUCCGGAGCCUUACGUCAUGUGGCGACGCGAGGACGGCAAGAACAUAAAUUACAACGGCGAGAGUGUGAAUGUCGUGGAUGGCGAAGUACUGCAUAUCGUGAAGAUCAGUCGUCUUCACAUGGGGGCUUAUCUGUGCAUCGCUUCGAACGGCGUUCCGCCAUCGGUCAGCAAGAGGGUCUUGCUGCGUGUACAAUUUCCACCUAUGCUAUCGAUACCAAAUCAGUUGGAAGGAGCGUAUAUUGGACAAGAUGUCACACUUGAAUGUCACACCGAAGCUUACCCGAACUCGAUCAAUUAUUGGACAACCGAACACGGCGACAUGAUAGUCUCUGGCAAUUACCAUUCGGUUACAGGCGACAAGUACGAGGCGGUAUCUACCGACAACGGUUACAACAAGUACAUGAUGCUGAAGAUAAGGAACGUCGGCCCAAAAGACUUCGGUUCGUACAAAUGCGUGGCGCAAAAUUCACUCGGCGGAACGGAUGGUGACAUCAAACUAGACGAAAUCCCGGCACCUUCGACAACAUCUACAAUGCCACCGCCGUAUUACCAACCCACGUCGACGAUGAAAAAGAACGGUAGAAACGGUAACAAGAAAUCACAACUACCGCCUAGCGACUACGAUGUCGAGGAAUUGCGAAAUCCAGGCCCGGCGUCGAUGAGGCCACCGGGUGACCUGCCGGCGGACGCCCAGAGCCCGGGCGUGUCCCAUCGAGCGCAGCUCAUCCUUCUCCUCUCCCUGAGCCUCCUAUCGUUGCUGCUUCCGGCCAUCAGAAGGUGAUUCUCACGUCGCGGGAACGGGGCUUCCAGUUCUAGUGUUUAUUGGCCGGUGGCCGACCCGGGGACGACCGGCACGGUUACCGGUUACCUCCGGUGCACCGUCUCCGGCAGAGUGACGGACGAGUGCGAUGAAGCGGGCCGUGCUUGAAAUUAUUUUCAUACUAAAACUAGACUUAUAUACAAAAAACGGGAGAAAAAGAGCGAGCGAGAGAGAGAGAGAGAGAAAGGGAGAGAAAGAGAACGAACGAAAGAAAGAGA
This is a messenger RNA of Dinoponera quadriceps, 1678 nucleotides long. RefSeq names its product lachesin-like. The coding region runs from base 72 to 1421 and encodes 449 amino acids. The record is from RefSeq and is a predicted model, not a curated record. Gene Ontology annotation, cellular component: neuron projection. The transcript is spliced from 11 exons. NCBI's taxonomy places the organism in Eukaryota, Metazoa, Arthropoda, Insecta, Hymenoptera, Formicidae.